UGAUAAUGCAAUCUAUCUUCCGCGCUGAUUUGUAUGUUAAAAUCACCCGAGGAUUAUUGCCAACUUCUUAAAGACUGUAACGUAAAAACAUUUGAUGCAUGUAUAUGUGUACAUAGGUUAAGGACUACAAUUUUAAAAUAGUAAAACUGGAAUAAAAAUUGUAUAUCAAUUUCAUUUCGAUACAAGACCAAAAAGGUGCAACCUGUUUCAUAGCUUGGGCAACAAUAAUCCAUCGGACUUCGUGUAAUUGUUUAGCAUCUUGCCAGUAACGCAUACGUUCUACACACAUUAACGCAUUACACGAGCAGCUCGUGACGAAGAGCUGGCGCUAACAGGCACCACCGUAGAAUUGCUAAUGUACAUUUGAUACAUUCCAUCGAAUUAUGUAAAUAGAUCUAUUUAGAUGGAUGAACACGUUUUAUAUAUAUAUGUAUACAGAUUGUUUCUUUCUCCUUCCCAUAUGUUGUGCAUAUUCUAAUGCGAAUAGGGAAGCGAGAUCACGAAGAAGAAGAAGACCCAUAGAUUACCGCGGAAUUUAUUUCGAUGAUAAUCGUAAGAGACACCCGCGCUCUCUCAGGUAGGAUACGAGAACGCGGAAGUGCGUACGUGCACGUUCAACGCGUAGGUUUGUAUAGCCGCGAACGUGCAUAAACCGUAGCUCCGUAAGAAGCGCUUGUCGUGCAAACAACGCGUUCUAUGAUAGUACGCAGGAAACGCUUGUCGCCAGUACCGUAAACACUGUCACAGACCUAUACGAGAUCCGAUAUCUAUGGUCUUUCACUUAAUAUUUGAUGUAUACUUUAUAACUGUAAUCUUUAUAAUGUAACUAUGCGUUUAUAGUUAGAAACUUUUCGUACACCUUCACAUUGUGCAAAGAAAAGUUCUAUAACGGGACGAUAUAUUGGAGGAUAUUGAAAAAGAGAGAUCUCGUCAAAAAGUUUAAUAUAUUGAUUAAUAAAAGAAUAGAGGUAUUUUAUUGAUUUGUAAUUUCAAAAUAGAAAUUGAUUCAGUUUAAAAAAGAUUUUUAUUUGGAUUUUAUAUAGUUCUAAUUUAAAAAAUUGCAAAGUAAUUAAAAUUAUGUAUGAUAUCAUCGAGAUAAUCGAUAAUUACAUAUGUUUUGAAAAGAAAUUGAUAACGAUGAGAGAAAAUGAUAUCAGGGAUGAAGCUCGUAGAAAAAUUAAGUUGCAAGAGCAUAAUGUUUGAAUGCACGAGGAUAUGAGAUUAUUAACAAAAUUCUAAAAUGAAAAAUUAAUAAUAAUAUAUAUGAUUUAGUUUUUAUUAAAAUAUUUUUUUUCUAUAUAUUGAAUUUCGUUAAUCUAAUGAUAAUUAUUUUAUUAAUAUUUAUUUUUUUAUAAAUAUUAGAUUUUUCUAAAAAUUCUACUUUUUAAUGGUUGAAAUGUGUAGACAUCAUUGACUGUUUUAAUAAUAGUCACGCGAUUAUAAUCGACAAGUACCAUUAUUUAUAUAAUAUUUCUUAAAUAUGUAUAAUUAAAGAAUUGAAAUUGAACGAUAAAAAUUUUUUUGUUCUUUAACUUAUCACACUUAUCAUUCUUAUCUGCCUCUUAAUCCUAAAUACUCAAACUCUUUCUUGUAAUAUUUAGUCGUUCUGGGACUUUAAUGCGAGUUUCACAUCCCAGAUAAAAUUAUAACUUAAGAAUUAUAACUUUUUUAGUGAUAAUAAGAAACAUGACAUUUCAUAUAAAAUCAAAAAUAACGUUUGCACUCGUGAACAAAUAAUAUAAACUUGCACUGGUAAUUUGCACUGGUAAGGAUUCAGCUUUAUUUCAGUGUUGGUAUUUCUUUAAUCGUAACAAUUGAAACAAUUAUUAAUAGAUCUCCGUUAGUUACUAUCACGACGUCCAUCAGUACAUACAAUUGUCGCGUACAGUAUUUAAAAUGUUCGUUUCCUUGCGUGAUUUUGUUACAGUGAUAGGUUUUUUAAUAGAUAAAUAAAAAAUGAAAUAAGUGAUCAAAUAUUCAAUAUGUAUUAAUUUCAAUAUGUUUUUUUUAUAAUUAAAAUUCUCUAUAAAUUCUUAAGAGUUAUACUAUAAAUUUAUAUUUUAAGUCAUCACUUACAUUAAAAAUAUAAAUAUAUACAAAAUAAAAUGCAAUUACCAAUAUAAGUGAAUUUGUAUAUACAUACAAAAGCUAAUGUGAUGAUUAAUAAAUCAACAGAGAUGUAUGGACAUAAAUGCGUAUUUAUCACAAGUGAUGUUUACAAACGAAGAAUGAGUAGAAAUCAAAUUUCAUAAUGAAUUUAACGAUUGUCAAAAUUCAAAAAGAAAACAUUCAAUUAUAACUAGACUUAUUAAUUGUAACAGAAUACGAUUAAAAAAAAGAAAGGGAAAAAGAAUGCUAAUAUAAUUCGCCAGACAGAUGGCUGUUUGAAUCAUUACGUAAAUGGCAUCAAUGUUAAAUGUGUUGAAGCCAACAAUGAUUAAAGAGGCAACGUUUGUCGACUAAGCGAUACAUUAAAUAAAUAAACUGCCGCGAUCGAGCACGAUCGCGGCCAAGCAUUAGUGUGCCUGUCGAAUUCAGCCUGACAAUAUCGUUUAAAAGUGGAACAUGGCUAACCUGGUAGCUGCAGAUUAUGCGGUAAUCGUAAUAACGAUGAUCAUUAGUUCAGGAAUUGGUGUAUAUUACUGGCUUAGCGGAGGAAAACAGAAAUCAAUGGAGGAAUAUUUCAUGGCAGACAGAUCGAUGCAAAUGUUACCGGUCGCGAUAGGCUUAACGGUUUCGUAUAUAUCCGCGGUCAGUUUGCUAGGAGUGAGCUCAGAAAAUUACGUUUAUGGUACCCAAUACGCCGUGAUCAAUAUUUCUUAUGGACUUGCUACACCGUUCGUUGUUUAUUUAUACAUGCCGGUGUUCUUUAAAAUUGGAAAAGCCAGCGCCUUCGAGUAUUUGCACAAACGUUUCGGAAAAGCGGCAAGAAUGGCAGGAAGCUUCGCUUUCACACUUCAACUGCUUCUGUACAGCGGCGUAGUACUGUACGCACCGGCACUUGCCCUGGAAGCAACCACAGGUAUCUCGACGACCGCAAGUGUAAUCGGCAUAGGAUUGGUCUGCACGUUUUAUUCGACCAUCGGCGGUAUCAAGGCGGUUCUCAUUACCGAUGUAUUUCAGAGUCUGUUGAUGCUGAUAGCUAUUAUCAUGGUAAUCAUCACCGCAGCCAUGAACGUCGGAGGCCUUGACAAAAUUUGGGAGAUUGCUCGACAAGGAUCACGGAUAGAAUUUGAUAGCAUUUCAAUGGACCCAACUGUGCGACACACCUGGUGGAGCUUGACAUUUGGCGGUUUCUUCACCUACCUCUCCUUGUACGGAACCAACCAAGUUCAAGUUCAGAGAAUGUUAACCAUCAAAAACGUGAAACACGCGCAAUCUGCCAUUUGGAUAAGCUGGCCAUUAUCUUCCCUCAUGUCCUUGGGCCUCUGUUUCACUGGAUUGGCGAUAUACACCCGGUAUCGUAACUGCGACCCCCUCGAGAGCGGAAGGAUUGGAUCCUACGAUCAAUUAAUGCCGCUUUACGUGAUGGACAUGCUUUCCGCGUAUCCAGGUGUGCCCGGCCUUUUUAUAGCAGGCAUCUUCAGCGCCGGACUUAGCACCAUCUCUGCCACGGUGAAUUCCUUGGCCGCCGUUAUAUUAGAAGAUUUUAUCAAACCUAUAUGUCGUCUUUGGAAUAAAGAGGUUACCGCAACGGGAUCAAUCAUUAUCAGCAAGAUUCUGGCUGUUAUAGUUGGUAUUAGUUGUAUAGGAUUGGCAUUUAUGGGACAUUUUCUUGGUGGACUCCUUCAGGCAGCUCUCACAAUUUUUGGUGUAGUGGGCGGUCCUGUAUUCGGCAUGUUCACUUUAGGCAUGUUUACAAAAUUGGGAAAUCAGAGAGGAGCGAUCGUUGGUCUACUAACUAGCCUCAUUUUCUCCCUGUGGAUUGGUUUUGGUCAGCCAAAACCACCAAUUCCGAACAAGGUGGAUGUCACGUCUAACUGUAGCAAUGCCACGCAUUAUGAUUACGAAGAAUCGUCGAAUUUGCAUUUUGAAUAUCAGCAAAGUAACAAUGACUCAUACUUCUACCUGUAUCGCAUUUCAUAUAUGUGGUACUGUCCCUUGGGAAGUGUCUUAAGUUUCGGAGUAGGUUGGAUUUUCAGUUGGAUUUCAAACCUAAUUCUAAAUGAAGAACCACAGGAUAUAGAUCCUGAUCUCUUCACGCCGAUUUUGGCAUCAAAAUUACACAAAGAACGAUUAAAAAAUUCAAACGAAUAUCAUAGCACGACGCGCCACUCGAAGAAUUCUCGUAAUUGGCCUUAACCUAAAAACAAGCGGAGCAGAGUCCAAAUCCGUUGAACAAGACACGUGUCGCGUAAACCAGCCAGAACGACGUUUACACUGAACAACUCUGUUGUUAAAAUAAAAAAAGUAAUAAAAAAAGAAGAGGAAAAAAUUGUAAUCGAAGAUCUCCCGAGAAAUACGAUUCGAUGAAAUCGUGGCCGAUAUUACGCGUAAGUAACUUGCUUUCCUUUCGGAAUUCCGAUUAUCGCCACGAGGCGGCCAACCUCUUCUCCUCCUCUGCAACGAGGAGCAGACGUAAACACCGCGCGAACCACGGGUGUGCUGAACGUUUACCGAAACGUUCGCAAAUCACGAUGGAAUGCCGUCAGACUGGUGUUCCCGUGCGCGGCACACGGUGACAUACAGAACGAAGCAACGACCCGUGCACUGUGCAGCGCUUACGUAAGGAAAUAACGCGGUACGGAGAGACCGAGUGGACCACCUCGAGCUUUGUUUCGACUACUAAAGCCGCGUAUUCACCGGUCACGUAGAAUGCUUGCAAAUGUUUGUGAGCUUUUUGAAAUGUUAAUAGCAGGCAAUCCGUGACAAACAUUUGUCAAGCACUUCCACUAAACAAAUGUUAGCAAACAAGGGCUUGUUUAUGAGCACUUGUCGUUGAUGCAUUGAUAGGGCCAGUUCUUAAAGACAGUAGUCGUUCGUUUACGUUAAACGCGUAGGAAUCGACAUGGAAACACUUCGUAAAUGUUAACGUGUGGUUUACUAAUGAUUAAAAUUUUGUACAUUUUUAUUAAUCAAUCAAGAAACUCGCAAAUGAAUAGAUACGCAGUUAAAUAAAUUGAGUCUGAACGCGCGAUUGUCACUAUUUUGAAUAUUUGCGGCAUUCGAAUUUCGUUGAACUUUUGUUGAAACGGAGUCUUUAUGGUCGCCGCCAUCCAUGUUGAGCAACCACUACUGUCUUUCGUCCGACCGUGUAAUUACAUUGCGCAAUUCGCGCAUCUCUCAUAUGCUUUGCUUGUUCACCACUAAUUUAACGUGGAACAUUGAGAGAAUUAUGUAAGUGAACUGUAAAGACGAUUUUGAAGUGGAAAGUUACACAGAAUAAUGAGAACAUUGUAAAUGAUUAUUAAUUAUAUAUAAUAAAUUGAACUAAAAAAUAUUACAUGUAUGAUAACAUGUAUGAUAUAAAAAAUAUAUACAAAAAAUAAA
This is a messenger RNA of Apis cerana (Asiatic honeybee), 5490 nucleotides long. Its product is annotated as putative sodium-dependent multivitamin transporter. Gene Ontology annotation, biological process: sodium ion transport; transmembrane transport. Gene Ontology annotation, molecular function: symporter activity. NCBI's taxonomy places the organism in Eukaryota, Metazoa, Arthropoda, Insecta, Hymenoptera, Apidae. The record is from RefSeq and is a predicted model, not a curated record. Gene Ontology annotation, cellular component: membrane.